AUGCUGUUGACAGCCAUUACAGCUUCAGGAUGGCUCUCAUUAACUGCCGGCUUUGCUGUCGGGUACAGUGCGGUCCUCCUUCCAGACCUUGAGAAGGAUGAAAAUUUUCCUUAUGAUGAUAAUCUCGCUUCUUGGAUUGCUUCAAUUAUUCCACUAUCAAUGAUUAUCAGUUGUGUCUGUGCGGGAUCAUUUAUCGACAGAUUUGGAAGAAAAGCUGGCCAUAUUAUACUCGGUGUGCUGUCGAUACUUAGUUGGCUGGUAAUAGCAUUUUCCACCAAUAUAACUCUUUUACUCAUCGGUAGAUUUGUUUCUGGUUUUGCCGUUGGAUCAAAUAGACCAGUGACUUUGGUAUACCUUGGUGAAAACACUUCACCAAAAUACAGAUGUUUUUCUUUAUUAUGUCCAUCACUCUCACUUUCAACGGGCAUCCUUCUGAGUCAUAUAAUAGGAGGAUAUAUCUCAUGGAGAAUUAGCAGUUAUAUAUAUAUCGCAGUCAAUAUUUUAUGUUUAAUUUCUUUGUUCUUCUUAAAAGAAACUCCUUUGUGGUUGAUAUCGAAAGGAAAGAUCGAUGAAGGAAUUAAGUCAUUUUUAUGGUUCAGAGGAAAAGGAAGUGAAGCAGAGACAGAACUGAAAUUAGUUUUGCAAAGGCAGAAUGAAAAAACAGACAAAUAUUUGUACAAGGAUGUUUUUAAUAUAGCAUUUAUUAAGCCGUUUUGUACAGCAAUAUUAUUAGCGAUAGUUACACAAUUUAAUGGAGUGAAUUCAAUAACAUUUUACGCCAAGGAAAUACUUGGAAAUACUGUAAAUGGUGAAAUCGAUCCAUUUAUACUGAUGGUAAUGUUUGACAUCAUCAGACUUUUAACCUUCAUUCUGAUUUUUUGUUGUAAUAAAUAUAUACCACGUAAGAUUUUAUUUUUAGGCGUAAAUUUUUGUUGCUGUUUUUCGUUAUUUGGUCUAGUUGCCUUCUUAUCUCUUAUGAACGUUUCGGAAUACAUAUGGUUAGCAGUGACACUUAUUAUUUUAUAUACAGUGUUUGGUUCAAGCAUUGUAGUCUUAGCUUGGACAUUUAUACCAGAAUUAUUUUCUAAUAAUUUAAGAGGAUUAGGAUCAGGACUAUCAGCUUCUAUGUCAUUCUUACUGCUUUUUGUUUGUGUGAAAAUAUCUCCAGGUUUUAUAGCAAAUUAUGGUGAAAUUUACAUGUACGCUUGUUUUGGGGGGAUAACAGUUGCAACGACUAUUAUAUUGUGUUUUAUUUUACCUAAAACAAAUGGCCGAACGCUGCAAGACAUAGAGGAUACUUACAAAAAUAAUAAUACUGCUGUUUAAUAAUAAUU
Messenger RNA from Vanessa tameamea, 1334 nucleotides. Its product is annotated as facilitated trehalose transporter Tret1-like. The transcript is spliced from 3 exons. The record is from RefSeq and is a predicted model, not a curated record. Gene Ontology annotation, biological process: transmembrane transport. The coding region runs from base 1 to 1326 and encodes 441 amino acids. Lineage: Eukaryota; Metazoa; Arthropoda; Insecta; Lepidoptera; Nymphalidae. Gene Ontology annotation, molecular function: transmembrane transporter activity. Gene Ontology annotation, cellular component: membrane.